AUGCCAAAACGCAAGCAACAACGAACCGCUGAUGACGAAGCAGAAUUCCAACGAAUUCGGCGUGAAAGAAUUACUGUUAAUCAACGUCGUCGUCGUGAAAUAGCCCGUAAUCAAGCAGUCAAUCCUAUUGCACCUGAAGAAAUUGUAAUUGAACAAAAUCGUAUAAUCGAAUUGCCAUCGGCAAGUUCAAUUAUCAUAAGCAAUGUUAAUGCUGCUCCUAUUUCCACGACAGUACGCCAACGACAGUCUCGAUCACGAAGAAAUAUCAAUUCAAGUAUCAAUCCUGAGAGACACUUAAAUGAUAUCCAUGAGCAUUAUAUUGGGACGAUGGAUACGCUGUGUUCACAUUGCGGUGCUAAACAUUUCAUUGCAGAAAAAAUUACCAACAAAGGACUUUCCUUCAAUGAUUGUUGCAGUCAUGGAGAGGUUUCUCUUGAAACACUACCAAAACCACCUUCAAUUUUAUAUAAUUUAUUCAAUGGAUCACAUCCAAAAUCGACCCACUUUUACGAGCAUAUUCGUAGCUACAAUAACUCAUUCUCUUUUGCGUCUUUCAAUGCGAAUUUAUUUGACUUUGGCAAUAGGCGUCCCGGACCUUAUUGUUUUAAGAUACAAGGACAAAUAUAUUAUCAAAUCAAUACAGCAUUGUAUCCAGAUUCUAACGAAUAUCCGACUUUCGGUCAACUUUUUAUAAUUGAUCCCAAUGAAGCAAUCGAAUUUCGUUGUCAUGAAAAUUCUCGACUUGACCCAGAGAUCGCAGGAUCUCUUGACAUGAUGAUGCGUGAGUCUAAUAUAUUUGCGGAAUCAUAUCAGAUGAUGGGAAUAGAACUGCAGAAUCAACAAGCGGCGAUGAUAACAAACAAUGAGGUUCAACCUGAGUUACAAUUAUUGUUUACAUUAAAGCCAGGAAUGGAUCGUGGUCGUUAUAAUUUUCAGAGGACAAACGAAGUCGCAGUAGUUUUCUCUACUAUGGUGGAUGGAGAAAUUCCAGAAUCAUACGUUACUGUACGCAACAAAACCACAAAAACUUUACAAUACGUUAGUAGUAUGGAUCCUAACGUUGAACCAUGGAUUUACCCUUUGUUAUAUCCAUUUGGCACGAGAGGUUGGCAUAGGGACUUACCGUGUGUUAAUAAAAAUCGUCGCGUAACUCGAGCAGCAUACGUUAAGUAUCGAAUGGCUAUUCGAAACGAUUUUAAUCCCUUUCUAAUGGGUCGUAGAUUAUUCCAGCAAUGGAUUGUUGACAGUUAUGUCAAAAUCGAAAAAGAUCGUAUCGAGUUUUGUAAAAGCCAUCAAACACAAUUGCGCGCCGAAUCAUAUCAAGGACUUAUUGAUCAUUUGCAAAGAGGCGCAACUGAAGCAAACACUCAUGUAGGAAAAAUUGUUAUCCUUCCCUCUACAUUCGUAGGAUCGCCUCGCAAUAUGCUACAACUAUAUCAAGAUUCCAUGGCAAUCGUACGCAAAUACGGCAAACCAGAUAUUUUUUUGACAAUGACAUGCAAUCCACAAUGGCGUGAGAUUAUAGAAAACAUUUUACUAGGUCAGAGUGCAUCAGAUAGGCCAGACAUUGUCGCUCGGGUAUUCAAUAUAAAAAAAGACUAUCUUCUAAACUUGAUUGUAAAGCAAAAAGUCUUCGGAGAAGUUUUAGCUUACGUAUACGUCAUCGAGUUUCAAAAACGUGGCUUACCCCACAUUCAUAUAUUAAUAACGUUAUCACAAAAUUCUAAAAUAACGACUUCUGACGUUGUAGAUCGAUACAUUUCCGCUGAAAUUCCGGAUCCCGACAAGGAUUAUAUAUUGCAUGAGAUUGUAAUGAAAAAUAUGAUCCAUGGGCCAUGUGGGGAUUGGUGCUUAGUACAAGGGAAAUGUUCCAAACAUUAUCCAAAAGAGUUCCGUAACGAAACAACUCUUGACGAAAAUGGCUAUCCUUCCUACCGUCGUAGGGACAUUGGUAUUACUUUUGAACGCCGUGGAAGAUUCGUGGUUGAUAACAGAAACGCCGUGCCUCAUAGUCCAAUAUUAUUACGUUUAUUGAACUGUCACAUUAAUGUCGAAGUCGUUUCAAGUAUUAAAUCUGUGAAAUAUUUAUAUAAGUAUAUACACAAAGGUCAUGAUGCUGCUGCUGUAACUGUAGUUGACGGUAAUCCAAGUAUUGUAGAACACGAUGAAAUACGGGAUUAUUUGGAAACUCGAUAUGUUGGACCUGUAGAAGCUUGUUGGCGUAUUUUAAGUAAGCCAUUGCACGAUAAGAGCCAUUCAAUUACACGUUUGCCUGUACAUUUGCCUAAUCAACAAAGUAUUAUUAUUCAAGACGAACAUAAUGAAGAUGGAAUUAGAGCCGCUUUAGACAAGCAAAGUAUGCUAAUCGAUUAUUUUGCACUGAACGCUCGUGAUCCACAAGCUAGGCAAUACGUAUACGGAGACAUACCUAUUUAUUACGUUUUCAAGAAAGAAUCGGGAACUAAUAUUUUCCAUUGGUAUCCCCGGAAAAAUAGAUUCAAUGUUAUUGGACGAAUGUAUUCGAUUAGCCCAACUCAAACAGAACUAUUUCAUCUUCGUUUAUUAUUGCUAACCGUUAAAGGUGCAACAAGUUUUCACAACCUGAGAAUUGUAAAUGACGAAGUUCAGGAAACUUAUGUGGCAACAUGUUUAGCGUUGGGUCUUAUUCAAGAUGACGAUGAAUGGAAACGAGCAAUGCACGAAGCUGAGGUGUGGAUGAUGCCCCGUCAAUUACGUAGUUUGUUUGUACGGCUUUUAAUCCAUUGUCAUCCGGUUCAUCCGAAUGAACUCUGGGACGAAUUCAAAGAUGCAAUGUCACAAGAUUAUGCAAGACAUGUUAGUACUUUUCAGGCACAUAGAAAAGCGUAUCUACAGAUAAGUGCCAUGCUUUCAACAGAAGGUUCCAGUCUUGCCAUGUUCCCAGACAUGGAACCCAUAUCAGAAAUCGUAGAAGCUGAUGACGAUAUUUUGCCGCAAGAGGCUAGAGAUAUUGGUAAUCACCAAUACGAAAAACUGAAUCAAAAACAAAAAGAGAUCGUUGACCUCGUUUUGAGUAAAGUCGAUAAUGAUUGUGAGGAUGACAAUAAUGGCAAUUGCUUUUUUAUAGAUGGUCCAGGUGGUUCGGGUAAAACUUUUAUUUAUACAACUCUGUAUUACUUACUCAAAAGUGACAAGAGAAAAGUAUGCACCAUGGCUUUUACUGGAAUAGCUGCGACCCUGCUCCCUAACGGAAAAACAACGCAUAAGGCAUUUGCCCUGCCUGUCCCCCUUUUUGCAGAUUCUACAUCGAAUAUUAAGAUCGGUUCGAAAGAAAGUGAAUAUCUGAAAAAUAUAGAUGUUUUCAUUUGGGACGAGGCCCCCAUGGCACCGAAAUAUGCAUUAGAUAUAAUGGAUCGAACUUUACGUGAUAUAAUGAACAACAAUCUACAUUUCGGUGGAAAGAUAGUUGUGAUUGGUGGAGAUUUUAGACAACUAUUGCCUGUGAAAAGCCACGCAACACGUUGUGAAUUAGUUAGUUUAUCUAUAAAAUUCAGUCCACUAUGGAAACAUUUCUCCAAAUUUUCAUUAAUAGAGAAUAUGCGAACUUUGCCUGCUGAAUCGGAAUUCGCUAAGUUUCUACUGGCUGUGGGCGAUGGACGCUUGAAUGAUGAGAAUGACAAUUUACAAAUUCCAUUGCAAUGCCUGGCAGAUACUGGAGCUGAUAUAGUCGAAAAUACAUAUGGAAAUUUAAUUAAAGAAAGACGAUUUGCAGAAUUAUCUACGUCUGCAAUCCUUUCAGCUAGAAACGUUGAUGUCGAAGAAAUAAAUAAACGCGUUGUAGAAUUAUUAGACAUAUCAACAGAACGGAUCUACAUGAGCGUGGAUAGUGCCGAAAAUUGCGAUAAUGGCGAUAUCAACGAAGCUAUUUUACCAGAAUAUUUGAACACUUUAAAUCCAGCAAGUUUUCCUCCGCACGAAUUGCGCUUGCGAACGAAUUGUGUUAUAAUGCUCAUUCGAAAUCUCAGUAUUAACGAAGGACUAUGUAAUGGUACGAGAUUAUUGAUUCUAGAAUUGUCAAAUAAUCUUUUGAAAUGUAAAAUUUUAUCUGGUGACAAGUCAGGAGAAGUGGUAUUUAUUAACCGUAUCACACUAUAUUGCGAAGACGUUUACCCAUUUACUUUCAAAAGACGACAAUUUCCAGUUAAACUGGCUUUUGCAAUGACAAUAAACAAAUCGCAGGGACAAACAUUUGCCAAUAUAGCAAUCGAUCUCCGAAAAGACAUUUUUAAUCAUGGUCAAUUGUACGUCGCAUUUUCUCGAGUACGCUCCUGGGAAGCACUACCACGUAAGGAUAUUUCUUUGACCUGUUGUAUAUAUGUAAUGUUGGUGGCGGUAGUUGAGAAAUUGGGCAACUGGUGUUCACAAAAUCAAUCCGCGCUACUCGACGGACAAAUGAGGACUGAGGAUGUUUUCGAGAGUGGUCCGGCUUAUAUUUCUUCCCAAUAG
This is a messenger RNA of Diprion similis, 4485 nucleotides long. RefSeq lists its product as uncharacterized. The transcript has 2 exons. The coding region runs from base 1 to 4485 and encodes 1494 amino acids. Gene Ontology annotation, molecular function: DNA helicase activity. NCBI's taxonomy places the organism in Eukaryota, Metazoa, Arthropoda, Insecta, Hymenoptera, Diprionidae. The record is from RefSeq and is a predicted model, not a curated record. Gene Ontology annotation, biological process: telomere maintenance; DNA repair.